This is a messenger RNA of Cooperia oncophora, 264 nucleotides long. NCBI's taxonomy places the organism in Eukaryota, Metazoa, Nematoda, Chromadorea, Rhabditida, Trichostrongylidae. The record is from the annotation of a GenBank genome assembly.
AUGGCAACCAGGUGCUUUGCAAAGGAGCUAGGGAAGCACGGAAUUCGAGUAAAUACCGUCAAUCCGACCGCGGUCAUGACUGAAAUGGGUAAAGUGGCCUGGAACGAUCCGACACAAUCAGCGGCGUUGCUUGCUCAAAUUCCGAUUGGAAGGUUCGCAGAGGUCGAGGACGUUGUCAGAGCCGUGAUGUUUCUUUUGAGCGAUGCAUCUGCGAUGACUACUGGAGCAUCACUUCCAGUUGAUGGAGGAUUUACAAGAAUGUAG